AUGUCUUCCUUCGACGGCUCUCUCGGCCACCCAACCAACUCGCUCUCAUUCUCCGAUACGCCCUACACCUGGAUACUGACACCACUCGUCGUCUUCCUCGCCAUUGGUAUACUUGGAACACUCGUUCAGUUUCAGCGCCGCCGACGUCUCCGCAAGCUUGGCAUUCAGCGCCCUUGGCCCCGCUCCGACCCGGAAGCGAAUCGUCCGAGAGCGAGAGGUCAACGAACAUCACGGAAUGGCCGUUGGGCCUGGACCACACGCACCGACGAAGGUCUCGACGAGUUUGGCGAAGCUCCUCCCGCUUACGAGCGCAAAGCAAAGCCGGGACAGUCUCUGCCCCGUGACGGCAGCUUCGAGAUGGCCCAUGUCGAGCACACCGCGACCGGUGCCAUCCCUCCACCCCCACCCAUCGGCGGCACAGCAGCCGGCGACCGGGGCUCCAUGCCGCCCGAUUAUGACACUGCCACCGGCUCGACAUCGUCGACAUCCCCACCCGUCGUCACAAGCCCCCCUCCAGCUAUGACGAGAAGUUAA
Colletotrichum graminicola M1.001 is the source of this 534-nucleotide messenger RNA. RefSeq lists its product as uncharacterized. Lineage: Eukaryota; Fungi; Ascomycota; Sordariomycetes; Glomerellales; Glomerellaceae. The coding region runs from base 1 to 534 and encodes 177 amino acids. The record is from RefSeq and is a predicted model, not a curated record. The transcript has a single exon.